AUGGAGAAUAAUAAGGAGGCUGCGGCGGCGGCCGAAUCCCAUGGGACCGCAGGGAAGCGGGCACGGAGCGACGACUGCGACGACACCGCCGACGAUUUCAUCAGCCGGCUCCCCGACGCCGUCCUCGGCACCAUCAUCUCCCUCCUCCCCACCAAGGACGGCGGCCGCACGCCGGUCCUCUCCCGCCGAUGGCGCCACCUCUGGCGCUCCGCGCCUCUCAACCUCGAGGUCAGCACCCGACCCCCGGGCGUCCCACCCUCCGCCGUCUCCCAGAUAAUCUCCCAGCACCAUGGCCCCGCACGCAGAUUCUCCUUCCACUGCCACGGCGACGACGACCUCUGCGCCCAGGCGGAGAGCUGGCUCCGCUCCCGCGCCCUCGCCAACCUCCAGGAGCUCGACAUCGCCUACGCCAAACCCCAGCUGCUGACAUCGCUUCUCCGCUCUGCAUCCAACAUCCUUGUCGCCAAGAUCAGCCAUUGUGAUUUCAAGCCGGCCAUGAUCAAUUUCCCCUUCCUCAAGAAGCUCUCCCUAUUUUGCGUUUCCAUCUCAGCGGACCUCUUCCCCAGACUGCUCUCCGGCUGCCAUGCCCUGGAGAGUUUAUACAUGACCAACGUUCGUGCUGUGGGUUGCAUCCGUCUUCGCUCGCCGACCAUCAGGACCAUCAUCUUCCGUCAUAGCUAUGGUGAAACCGCGGAACUGAUCAUCGAGGAUGCUCCUCGCCUUGUGAGGUUACUAGUACCUUAUUGUGAGAGAAAAGAUAGUGUGACUAUCAGGGUAAUUAGGGCGCCUAAUCUGCAGAUAUUGGGACCUUUCUUUGUCGUCGUCUCCAAGCUCCUACUCUACCAGAUUGCUGCUGGAUAUUUGUCAGUGUGUAUGGAGUAUCCUACGCCCUAA
This is a messenger RNA of Triticum dicoccoides, 894 nucleotides long. Its product is annotated as putative F-box/LRR-repeat protein At5g02700. The transcript has 2 exons. Lineage: Eukaryota; Viridiplantae; Streptophyta; Magnoliopsida; Poales; Poaceae. The coding region runs from base 1 to 894 and encodes 297 amino acids. Gene Ontology annotation, molecular function: protein binding. The record is from RefSeq and is a predicted model, not a curated record.